GUUGCCCGGUCCCGGGCUCGAACCCCACGGACCGUCUGGAGACCGGCCGCGCUCCGGAAGUGACUUUGCAUUUCGAAUGGGUUCCAAAGGAGCCCAAACCACCACUGACUGCUAUCAACGUGGCUAGCAACCUGAGGCUACGGACUACGUUUCGUUUUCUACAACACAGGCGACCGAGAACCCCAAACCAAAACUUGCUUGCAUUGCACUUUCACCCCGCAACAACGAAACCAAAAAUCCACAACUCAACCCUUUAUCGAACGAACAACUUUAUCCAAUAUGUCGGCUACGCUCAUUAACGUCGACGAUGGCGACGCCAUGGAGCCUACGCUGCAGUCGAUCCUCGACCAGCGGUCACUCCGUUGGAUCUUCGUCGGCGGCAAGGGCGGUGUGGGCAAGACGACCACAUCCUGCUCGCUUGCCAUCCAACUCGCAAAAGUACGCCGCUCUGUGCUGCUCAUCUCAACCGACCCGGCCCACAACCUCAGCGAUGCCUUCAGCCAAAAGUUCGGCAAGGAGGCCCGUCUUAUCGACGGGUUUGAGAAUCUGAGCGCCAUGGAGAUCGACCCCAACGGAAGCAUCCAAGAUCUAUUGGCGGGGCAGGGCGAGGGUGACGCCGGCGCCGACAUGGGCGGCAUGGGGGGGAUGAUGCAAGACCUGGCCUUUGCGAUUCCAGGUAUCGACGAAGCCAUGUCCUUCGCCGAAGUCCUCAAGCAAGUCAAGUCGCUCUCGUACGAGACCAUCAUCUUCGACACCGCACCAACCGGCCACACACUCCGCUUCCUACAAUUCCCAUCCGUGCUCGAGAAGGCACUCGCCAAGGUAUCACAGCUGUCGAGCCAGUACGGGCCCCUCCUCAACGGGUUCCUGGGCAGCAACGGGACACUUCCAAACGGGCAGAACCUCAACGAGAUGAUGGAGAAGCUGGAGACGCUGCGGGCGACCAUCUCGGAGGUGAACACGCAGUUCAAGGACGAGCGGCUGACGACGUUCGUGUGCGUGUGCAUCCCCGAGUUCCUCUCGCUGUACGAGACGGAGCGCAUGAUCCAGGAGCUGGCCAGCUACGGCAUCGACACCCACAGCAUCGUCGUCAACCAGCUGCUGUUCCCCAAGCCCGGGUCCGACUGCGAGCAGUGCACCGCCCGCCGCCGCAUGCAGAAGAAGUACCUCGAGCAGAUCGAGGAGCUGUACGACGAGUUCAACGUCGUCAAGAUGCCGCUGCUGGUCGAGGAGGUCAGGGGGAAGGAGCGGCUCGAGCGCUUCAGCGAGAUGCUGGUCCAGCCGUUCGUGCCGCCUGCGUAGGGUGCUGGGGAAUGGGGGGGCGUAGAAGAUGUAGCUGGGAUGAAGACGGGCGUGAGGCUGUAGAUACCCUCCUGCGUUGACAGUAAUUGUUCGUCGAUAGCAGCCGUAUAAAGGUGUCAGGGAGUCAGGCAUGCCAUAGAGUACGGAGUACGCGGGCAAGACACGACGUGCACGUGCGGACAGGCGUUAUGCCAUGGAUAGAAGCCCCAGCCGUGAACUUCAAUCGAAUGAACAGUUAAAACAUGAGACACGUGUGCGAUGAGCACAAUAAUUUCACGAG
Chaetomium fimeti is the source of this 1582-nucleotide messenger RNA. RefSeq names its product anion-transporting ATPase-like domain-containing protein. The transcript is spliced from 2 exons. Gene Ontology annotation, cellular component: GET complex. Bases 280 to 1302 code for a protein of 340 amino acids. Gene Ontology annotation, molecular function: ATP binding; ATP hydrolysis activity. The record is from RefSeq and is a predicted model, not a curated record. Lineage: Eukaryota; Fungi; Ascomycota; Sordariomycetes; Sordariales; Chaetomiaceae. Gene Ontology annotation, biological process: post-translational protein targeting to endoplasmic reticulum membrane.